Messenger RNA from Coccomyxa subellipsoidea C-169, 1014 nucleotides. RefSeq lists its product as hypothetical. The record is from RefSeq and is a predicted model, not a curated record. Lineage: Eukaryota; Viridiplantae; Chlorophyta; Trebouxiophyceae; Coccomyxaceae. The transcript has 2 exons. The coding region runs from base 477 to 716 and encodes 79 amino acids.
UGGGGCAUGCUGCCCAUGCACAGCAGCGCGCAGUCUAUCUGGUCAUCCACCCCUGCUGAUAGGCUGGGGUCUGAUGCUCCGGAGGCGGCGCUGCUUGCUGCGGCGGCUGUGGCGGCCGACGUGGAGCCUCGGCGCGGCGACGGCGGUGGCCGCGACACCUCAGAUGCUGACCUGGAACUGGACUCCCUCAUGGCCACCCUCAUGUGCACCUGAGCUCUGCCCGUGAGACAGCGCUCCCCACCCUUUCAAUCCACCAUGGUCACAGCCCGCUAGCUCUGUCGUGGCCGGCACCCAACAUGCGGCGCUUCGAGUGCAGCUUUCUACAAUCAUAAUGGGUGUCUGAGCUGUGAUUUUUGCCGGUCGCAAGGAUGCUGGUGAAGUCAUUUGGGGAUCCCCUUGUCGCAUUCUAUGGACUCUUGCCAUGUCAUCGAGAUUGGGAGGCAUGAUUGUACCCACAAAUCUUGCAGCAAGGGCGCAUGGCUACGGCGGAGCAGGAAUUAGGGUGCAAGAAGACAGAUUUCAAUGCAAUAAUGUCAGACAACGCCAUGGAGUGCUGUGUGCACAAUGAUGAGGAUGUGCAUUUGACAGCAGGGUGUGCGCGGGGUAUUGCCCCUCAUGAGGCUGUUUGGGGACAAAGUGGGGAGCAUUUUGAAGCAGGUGGCCUGAUGAGGGUAUUUAGGGGGAUAAAAGAAGGAUCCCUUACUAGGAGAACAUGAGAUUGCUAGCAUCCGUAUGCCCUAGACUGCAGCUGCAGCACAGCUGUUGUCAGGGCCUGUACCAGUAAUUGUGCUCUUGAGGGGGGCCUGCUGCUAGCAUCAGAAACUUAGGCCAUAGAGGGCGCGUCAGACAAGUCAAGUGUCAUGUCUUUAGCCAAUUUAUCAGUGUGCUGCUCAGGGCAUUGUAUUCCAGGACCUUUGAAGCGCAAGCUUGCAUGGAAUAAUUUUAACUUUUCAUGUGAUCACAGAAACUAGUGUCUUACUCACAAUCAGUAUUUGAGGGAAUAGUCUUGUCAUG